UGUGCCGUGGUAGUUGAGCGGCCGCGGAGAGAGCGCUUUUCUUAGCAGCGCAGCUAUUGACGAGCGGCCCUGCGAGCGCUGCUCGUAGCAUCCUCGGGAAGGGCCGCCGGUAGCGCCAGAAAGGCUGCGUCUGUAAUCCGCUCCCGUCGCUUUGCGGGCGGUACGUGCGCGGCUGCUUGAGGUCGCAGGAGACGGCAGCGGUGGUGGAGAGGGAGGUCUUCCUCCCUCCCUGCGGCAUCAUGAAAGCUGUGAGUCCCGUCCGGCACCCCAGCCGCAAGGCGCAACCCGGCGUGGCUGGUGGUGGCGGGGGCCACCCAGCCCUGCGGUGCCUGGCCGAACACAGCGGCUGCAAGGGGAGCCCGCCGUCGGGUGAGGAGCCUGCGGCGCUGUGCCUGCAGUGCGAUAUGAAUGACUGUUACAGCCGGUUGAGGAAGCUGGUGCCCACCAUCCCGCCCAACAAGAGGGUCAGCAAAGUGGAGAUCCUGCAGCACGUCAUCGACUACAUCCUCGACCUGCAGCUGGCUCUGGAGACGCACCCGGCGCUGCUUCGGCAGCAGCAGCAGCCACCCGCCCUGCACCCGGGUAGCUGUCCCGUGGGCACCCCAAGGACCCCGCUGACAGCCCUCAACACUGACCCGGUAAGAGGCUGGCUCUGUUAACAAGCCGGGGGACAGCAUCCUCUGCCGCUGACCGCCGCUCCCCAGGUGUGCGGCGGCGCCGUCGCGCAGAGGCACCGCGGGGGGCGGGAGGGGGGAGAGCCCAGGCCCGGCCCCGCCGCACCGGAGGAAGGAGCCAUCCAACCCCCCGAGCAAUUCCCAUGCUUCGCCCCGGCAGAGCCUUUUCACCCCUUUGCACGCCGUAGCAUCCCCCCCCUCCCACACGCCUCGGUUCCCAUCACCCGCCCCGACACACAGCCCGUCUCUUCUCUUCGUUUCCCGACCAGAAGUGAGCCGUGCGACCGCGGUUGUCGGCCUCGAGCUGGAAAAGUUGCGACUCUGCCCCGGGAUAAGAGGACCCGAACCUAAACCAGACUUUAGAAGCGUUGUAACUCGUAAGGGACCGAGCAGCUGAAUCUUGAAGCUUUACUAAUCUACCAGAGCAUUUGUAGAUGAUAUUUGACAUCUAUUGUUUAAAAUAGAUGGAUUUUAUUUGGGGCCCAGGGAACUUUCUUCUCCCUGAAGGAAUGUUACAUAUUGUAUAGAUAAAUGAGUGACAUUUCAUACUGUGUAUAUAUAGAGAUGUUCUAUAAGUGUGAGAAAAGUAUAUGCUUUAAUAGACUACUGUAAUUAUAAAAUAUUUUUAAUUAAAUAUUUUUUGUAAAUAUUAUAAAGGUGUGUAUGUUUUUUUUAAAUCUGUGGGAAUAUCUCUUUAGAAAACCACAGCUCAAGUAUGGAGCUGCUAAUAUGGAAAUAUCUUGAAUGUUUAGGGCUUCUUUUUUUGUUUGUCCCCAGAUGUCCUUUAGACUCGGAAGUUAGCAGCUAUAGCUAGUGGUCCUGCAUGAUUGCAUGAGAUGUCUAAUUGCAAAUAAACUUGUUUGGAGUCCAUACAAACGUGUUUUCCUCAAUUUAGACUUGAAAUGUUUGUAAGUGUAUUAUACAUUUUGAGACUACACUUUUGUCAUUUAGGCACAGAGGUUUUUAGUGCAUUCUAUAGGAGUAGCAGUAAGACGUAGUGUUUUUACUGAGAAUAGAAAAAUUCUAUCUAGUUUUUGCAUUAUGGGGGCGAUGCUUUAGAUCUUUAAUCAGCUUUUAUUUUAAAAAAUCUGCUGUUGCAUCAGAUCAAGAAAUUUGUUCUGGAACUUCAUUCAGCACCAAAAGGUUUUAUUGCAACCUUGUGUUCCUACAGCCUACUAACUGCUUAAAAAGUGAAAACAGUUCUCUGCUUGCAACCAAAGGGCAAACCAUUAACAAAACCAGUUGCUGUUUCCUUCGUCCAAAGAGUAUUAAUACCGAACUGCAGAAAAGCACAUGGGCAAAGUUGUUAUGAUCAGUGAUGUAAAUUUACCUUAAAAUGAACUGAAGUAGACCAAAAAUCUGAUAACUGCGUCAAGAUUAUUUUUCUAGUACAAAAUGACUUACAUUUCACUGCAGCUAUGUUACAGUUAAAAUCCUGUUUAAUCUCUGUGAUGUGUAACUACAUGUGAACAUUAAACUAGAUUUACCUGUCUUUAA
This is a messenger RNA of Melopsittacus undulatus (budgerigar), 2171 nucleotides long. It is a transcript of the gene ID4, whose product is annotated as inhibitor of DNA binding 4. NCBI's taxonomy places the organism in Eukaryota, Metazoa, Chordata, Aves, Psittaciformes, Psittaculidae. Gene Ontology annotation, biological process: negative regulation of transcription by RNA polymerase II; circadian regulation of gene expression; cell differentiation. The transcript is spliced from 3 exons. Gene Ontology annotation, cellular component: cytoplasm; nucleus. Gene Ontology annotation, molecular function: protein dimerization activity; transcription regulator activity. Bases 240 to 659 code for a protein of 139 amino acids. The record is from RefSeq and is a predicted model, not a curated record.